This is a messenger RNA of Mytilus trossulus (common blue mussel), 459 nucleotides long. RefSeq names its product sialate:O-sulfotransferase 2-like. The record is from RefSeq and is a predicted model, not a curated record. The transcript is spliced from 4 exons. Bases 11 to 391 code for a protein of 126 amino acids. Gene Ontology annotation, cellular component: plasma membrane. NCBI's taxonomy places the organism in Eukaryota, Metazoa, Mollusca, Bivalvia, Mytilida, Mytilidae.
UGAACAUUUGAUGAUUUCAGAAAGUGUUAGUACAACAAUGAGGAUUACGCUACUUCUUCUUAUCUGCAGUCUGACAAUAGUUAAUGUGGAUGCCUUUGACUUUAUGCGAAUGGGGCAUUAUCUAGGUUAUGUUGGCUGUUAUGUUGACAAAAGUCAGAGAUUGUUGGCGCGAUUUGCAGGUGAAGGUAAUAUGAGUCUAGGGAAGUGUAGACAUCUCUGCAGGGGAUAUAGAUAUCUUGGACUACAGUAUGGCAAGCAGUGCCUUUGUGGUAACUAUCUCAACCAUCGGGCUUAUCCACAAUCAUCAGAGUUACAAUGUAACAUGGUAUGCACUUCAGAACCACAUAGGAUGUGUGGUGGACCAUGGAGAAAUUCGAUCUACAGAGUUUAGUGAUUUGAGCGACAAAGAAAAGAUUGAACCUUCCUUCACUUGUUAUUCUAAAUAAAAUAUAAUUAUGC